This is a messenger RNA of Penicillium argentinense, 2289 nucleotides long. Its product is annotated as alkaline-phosphatase-like protein. Gene Ontology annotation, biological process: DNA-templated transcription; regulation of DNA-templated transcription. Gene Ontology annotation, molecular function: DNA binding; zinc ion binding; DNA-binding transcription factor activity, RNA polymerase II-specific. Gene Ontology annotation, cellular component: nucleus. NCBI's taxonomy places the organism in Eukaryota, Fungi, Ascomycota, Eurotiomycetes, Eurotiales, Aspergillaceae. The record is from RefSeq and is a predicted model, not a curated record. The transcript is spliced from 2 exons. Bases 1 to 2289 code for a protein of 762 amino acids.
AUGCCGCCCUCAAGGUCCAACAAUACGUGUAGUCAAUGCCGCGCUCGCAAGGUCCGCUGCCGUGGCGGCCCCGACGUCUGCGCCAACUGCAGACGCCUGCAGUUCCAUUGCUCCUUUGGAGGGCAUGAUGCUUCCACCGUGCCGCAAGACACUGCGCCAUUGCCUGCCCAGGACGACCGGCCCGCGAAAAAGCGACAGUCUCGCGCGUGCCUGCAGUGUCGCGCGGGCAAGUCCAAAUGCUCCGGCGAGCACCCGGCCUGUGCCUCCUGUCGUGACCGCGCCAAGCCUUGCACGUAUCCGGAGACCAAGCGAUCGCGGCGCGAUGACUGCCCAAACAUGGUCGAGGCGUCUUCGCACACCUCGGCCGCCUCAGGGCAACCCAGUGACGGCGUCAACGUGUCACCCGUCACCGCAUCCUUUAUGGCGUCGCAUUCGGCGACGGGGCCAACAGCGAGCGAGAACAUGAUGCCCCGCUCGCACGUCUCGUCUGCUGGAAGCGCAUCUUGGAUCCAGUCGGCGUUCAACUCUAUGGACGUGGACGCCUUGCUCCCUGAAGCUGGUCGCGUGCUCUCCUUGCCACCGUUGCGAGAACAACUCCAGCUCAUCAACGACUUCUUUCGGCACAUACACCCGUUACCCGCUGCGUCCUUUCUGAACGAGCUGUCCAUCACGCACCGAUGUCUGGCCUCCACCCUCGAUCCGGUCUUGCUGAGGGCCAUCUGCUCCAUCUCGGCCAUGUCGCUCAAGUACAACAAGUACUAUCCCGUGCAGACGACGGUGUGGGUGCAAGAGGCCGAGAACACCAUCUGGCAAACCAUUGAGCGCCCCACCGUCUUCAAGACGCAGGCGCUUCUGCUUAUUGUUCUUUACCACAUGGAGAUUGGGAACUUCGAGAAGGCGUACAUGCUCCUGUCCAUGGUGUCGCGCUUUGCCAGUGCGCUGCGGCUCCAUUACGAGCGGAUCGACCUGAGCCACUUGUCGCAGGAGAUACGGCGACGCCUCAUGUGGUCGGUCAUGCUGGUCGACAGCUACUUUUCCAUCGGCCUGCCGGAAGCCGAGACGUGCACGCACGAGUUUACGUACCUCAAGCUGCCCUGUGCCGAAGAGGACUUCCACACCGAGCACCCACCGUCAUUCUCUGAGCCCAGCCUGGAGCCGGAACACCAGCUUCAAUCGCCCAGCAUGGCCCUCGACGGGGUUCAAGAAGCUGGACUCCUCGAGCUGUACAUUCGACAAGCCAUGUUGAAACGAGACAUCAUGAAGUUUACCAGGCACGCACUCGCACAAGGACACAUCAGCGCCGCACAGCUCAUCGCCGCGGUGGACGGGCUCUAUGCGCGCCUGCACGCCGUGAAGCCCUGGCCGUACGACAGCUCCAGGCUGGAAGGCUACAAGCGGUCGAGAUGGCUGUUGCGUUAUGUCAUCAACCAUUUGUCGUGGCAUCAGUGCUACUGUGAUCUAAAGAGGCUGUUCCUCUCUGGCUACCGAGAGGCAGCCCCCGAUGCGGUGCUGGCUGCCUGUCCGCCCGAAUACGUCCACAAAGCCGCGGCAACGUGCCUCGAACACGCACAAGAGAUUAUUAGGGUGCUUUCUGACCUCGACAACCUACGCGUGGACAUUGUCGCGGUGCCACUGGACAUUGUCAUUGGCGGCUACCAUGCGUCACGACUGUUACUCUUCCUCAGCCGAUCUUCGCUACUCCCUGCUGGCCAGAACAUCAUGUUUGAGGACGCCUAUCGUGCGGCCGUGCAAAUGCUGACCACGCUACGGAGACUCGAGCACAACUGCUCGGUUACAAUGCAGCACACGGUCCGGGACUUGGAGAGUGUCAUUGACAAGUACUCUCAAAGCACGCAUACCCGGACACGAGAGUCAUCGGACGAGGAGGAGCAAAUGUCGGGGCGCACACAGCAACCACGCUACGCCCGGGCGGUCCAGCGCCACAAGAGCCUGGGAGUCCACAGUGCCCUCCGCAGGGCUCGGUUCGAUGACGAGAGCUCCGACACCAUGGAGAUGGACCACGGUACGGCUUUGUCGGUGCAGGCCGCCUCUCUCCUCCCGGCAGCAGCCAGGGGCUGCCCUGAAACACCCAAGGAAUCGUCUGGAGCACGCGGCAGCUGGCCAACGGCCCAGCCUAGACCGCAAUGCCCUUGCGGAGCAACCGCCGAUGAUCGGGAACCCCUCAGACGCCGCCAUGCUCCUCAGCCUGUCGCAAGCACAGAACCCCCAGCCCGAAGGCGGGGUAUUCGACAUGGAGCCCUUCAGUACGGUGAUGUGGGGAUCCUAUGA